This is a messenger RNA of Hemibagrus wyckioides, 4827 nucleotides long. RefSeq names its product myotubularin related protein 11 (gene mtmr11). The transcript is spliced from 17 exons. The record is from RefSeq and is a predicted model, not a curated record. Bases 382 to 2790 code for a protein of 802 amino acids. Lineage: Eukaryota; Metazoa; Chordata; Actinopteri; Siluriformes; Bagridae.
CCCCUUUCUUUCUUUCUGUUUUUUUCUCCCUCUCUUCUCGUUACUGUGUAAAGCGCCAGUGUCAUUUUCACUAUGGCGAAGGCGUAAACAACGGAGAGGAAAAAAACAACGUUUUCCUCAGAUUUUAAUCAAUCCAGAGCUCCUGUAUUUAUCUUCCUUUCUUCUCGAGAAAAACGUAAAUGGCGCUGAAGAAGAAAAUCCCUCAGCUGGAAUUAAAGCGUUAAAGAAAACGGCUGGGUUUCAGAGAGAUAGAGAGAGAAGAAAAAGAGAGAUAGAGAGAGAGAGAUGGAGUCCAGAGCAUUACAUUUACACCGAAACCCGUUAGAUUAAGUUACACCUUCAGUCUUUAUUCUGGAAGUGAGUAUUAUUCCUGCUGGGAAAAUGUUGACCGGAUCCAAAACCACCUUUAAAGUGAGACAGAUGCCAGACCUGAAGGACAGGAUAAUGACCCAGAGCAGCCUUCACGCUCGAGGCAGAGACAUGUUCGGUCUGUGCUGUUUACCAGGCGAGUGCGUCCUCCAGAGAGCCGUUCUGGUGAGGAAGAAGCUCUCGCCUAAAGAAGGAGGAGGCUGGCUCUCAGGAACUCUGUUCUGCACACAUUUCCGUGUGGCCUUCGUGCCUCAGGACAGCGCCAGACCAGACGACAAUGCCGAUCCAGUGCUGCUCGGAGACCAUGAUGUCGCUCUGGCAUCCAUCGAGAAGGUCGUGGCCGUGGGACCGUCCCGAACCAAACUGGUGACCCCUAACUCCUCUCUGAAGUUCACUCCUGAGGAACUGGUGCUGUACUGCAGAGACCUGCGAGUCCUCUGCUUCCUGUUUGACAGACUGACCCCUGACGCUCAGGCUGUGGAGAUUACGUACACCAUCGCCAAGACGUACCAGCCUCUGAAACCCGGUACCAUCCUGUCCUUCCAGAACGCGGCGCUUGGGAGCAUCGAAAUGAAACAGUUCUUGAGCAACCGGAGGCGUGACCCGAGCAUGAACUGGUACGAGAGUGCGGCAGACUGGGAGCAGGAACUGGAGCGGACCGGAGCCACUGGCUGGAGGGUCAGCGCCGUCAACGACCGCUUCGAAAUGUCCACCAGUCUGUCCAGGUUUAACGUGGUUCCUCAGAAGGUCCUGGACACAGAGCUGAAGAAAACAUUCGCACAUUUUAAUGAGGGUCGCAUCCCGCGCUGGUGUUGGAGGCAUCCACGUGGCAGUGACCUGCUCCGUAUGGCCAGCUUUCAAAACAACAUCUACCACGAGAAGGACGAUAUCCGGAACUUGGAGCUGAUCCUGUUUGGCGGUCAGACGCAGUGUGUGGUGGUGGACCUCGGGGAUGAGAUGCCUUCUCCUGCAGACGUCCAGCUCGCACACACACGACUGCGGUCACUCUGCCUCGGAGAUAUCUCUUCCUCCAUGUCCUCCGUGCCGGAUGAUAAGUGGCUGUCCACUCUGGAGGGAACUCACUGGCUGGACUACACCAGGUGCUGUCUGAGAAAAGCUGCAGAAGUGUCCUGUUUGCUGCAGAGAGGUCAAUUAACCGUCGUUCUUCAAGAGCCAGAGGAUCGGGACAUGAACUGCGUGGUGUCCAGUCUGGUGCAGGUGAUGUGUGACCCUCACUGCCGCAGCGUUGCUGGAUUCCAGAGCCUCGUGCAGAAGGAGUGGGUGAUGGCUGGACACAGAUUCCUCAGCCGCAUCAACUACCACAGAGACAGCGACAAAGAGGAGGCUCCGAUCUUCCUGCUCUUCCUGGACUGUGUGUGGCAGCUGUGGGCUCAGUUUCCAGCCCGUUUCCAGCUGACUGAAGCCUACCUGCUGGCCAUUCAUGACAGCGUCCAGCUGCCUCUGUUCAACACCUUCCUGGCCAACUGUCAGAGAGAGCGAUGUCGCCGAUCACAGCACUUGGCUCCGAGCUACACUCCAGUAAAUGGGCUGAGAGAGUUGCCCCGAGGCUCGGCCGAGGAGCCGGUGGACCCUCCGUACCCCCCCGUGUGGGACUGGGCCCUGCAGUACAGCAGCCAGAGACGGGCGCUGUUCACCCAGCCUGUGUGCCAACCUGUUUCCCCUGCACCUGUUCUCAACGGCAACCUAAACACCAACCUGGAGCCCGAGUGGAGUGACAGUGCUUUAGGCUCAGUGUUCCUGCUCUCGCGUGGUGUCUUUUCCUGUCCUUCUAACCUGCUGCCGUGGAGAAGUGGAGGAGGUUCAGGUUCCUACAAAAAGAGCCACAACAGAGCUCCAUCCUGCGAGGGCCUUCCUGCUCUAGAGCGCCUGAUCAGAGCCGAACCGUUACCCUCCAGCCUCCACGAACCCCACGGGCCUCUGCUGCCCCUGCUCCUGGGGCCCUGCGUGCACAUCUGGAGGAACUGCUACCUGAGAGGGGCGCUGCAUGCGCAGGCUUUCACAUACCCGAUGUCGUCUAACACGAGGCACCCAGUGGAACAGCUGGCAUGGGAGGUGGAGAACCUGCGAGAACGCCUGGCCCAGGCCUCUACGGGCCGUCCUCCAAACCGCAAGAGACAGGAACACCGCCGCCUCGGCUCCAACCUCAACCAGAAUGCCAACAAUGGCACGUUCCUCUUCUCCUCUUCCUCCUCUUCUUCCUCUUCUUCUUCCUCUUCCUCCUCCUCCUCCACUUCCUCCUCCUCGUCCAGAAGCUCUCAUCAGGAGAGUCCGGGCCGUGUUUCCGGACGUUCCGGCUACAGCGACGGACCCAAACACACGUUCCUGUUCGGUCGCCCUGCCGCGAGUUCUAGUGCCAAACUGCCCAAGAGUAGUGGCUCGCUGGGGCACAAGCCUCGCUGAGCUUUAGGUAGGAGAAUUAAACCAUGCACAAGGGAUCAGAUUUUCUCACAGGACCAAGCGUUAGAAAUAUUCCACUGAAUACAAAGCACUUUCCUUUCCAUAAUCAGCACACAUCUCUGCCAUGGGGUAAAAUCUCGGUACUCCCAUUAGAGGAAAAAAGCACAGCAUUCUUUUAUCCUGAGUAUUUAAUACAGAGUAACUUCCAUGUAUAUAGGACUUAAUAUUAUAUAACUGCUAGUGGAGUGUGGUAGUGUGUAGUAUACACUGCUUUACAUAAGUAUUCACCCUCUUUGGACUUGUUUCAUGAAAUGAAGCUCGUGUGAAGCAUGCUGAUGGUAGCAUCAUGUUCAGAGCAAACCUCAGACUCUUGGUUGCACCUCACACUUUUGUUGGAAAUCCUCCUCUGGUGGUUGUGCCAUAUUGUUUUCAUUUCAAAAAACAGGUCUAAUGUUUAAUGUUUAAACCCCGAUUCAUCCUGUUCCAGAACUUUCUCCCAGAUCUCUCUUGGGUCUUCUGCUAGGUUAGCUAAAUGCUAAUUUAGGUGUGUUUAUAUCCAGAUCACAUGACCCUUUCAUUUCACUGAUUUUGCAAAUAAUGUCAGAGCAACUCAAGCACAACCAUCACGUUUUAUCUGUAAAUAACGCUACUGUUAUUUCUCCUUACUUUAUGAAUUCAGGCCUUUCAGUGUGUUUCGGUUCCUGGUGUAAGUGAAAGGGGGUGAAUAUUUAUGCACGGCACUGUAACAGUGACUAUUGUAGACGAUUUCAAGCACAUUUUCACUCCAUGCAGUAGGAUGUAAAAGGAUUUCAUCAUCAUUCCUCCUAACAGCUGCAUGUGAGCUGUGUUCAUGAGUUGUGUAGCCUUUUUACCAGUAAUUGUGCAGUUCAUGCCAAAUAUCUGCUUCCAAAGGGAAUUCUUUUUAUCUCCACUAGAUGGUGUGUGUGUGUGUGUGUGUGUGUGUGUGUGUGUACGUGUGUGUACGUGUGUGUGUACGUGUGUGUAUGUGUGUGUGUGUGUGUGUGUGUACGUGUGUAUGUGUGGUCCUUGAGGACUUAACCUGAAUAACAUGAACAGGUAAGAGGAGGAGGAAGAAGAGAAGGAGGUGUGUGUAUACAUGAGGUACAAUUCAGUGUGUGUGUUUAACGUUAUAUUACUUUAGUUCCAGUAUUAACUAUAAAAGGAAACACAAGUUGUCAUACAUUAUGUAAAUUAUUUAUGACUCUGUAAUUCAUGUUGUUUUUGCGUCAGAGUUCAGUGAGAGCUCCGAGUCCUGUGAUCAUACCCGGGGUGUGAGGCGGUGUGUGUACGGACCGGACGAUCAGACACACACCUUUAACCACCUAAUGUUUAACGAGUUUGUUUGUAUUGUCAUUUUUAUAUUUGUUCAUACUGCACAAAACUUUGGUACUUCGUCUUUCAGUGUCUCAGCAUACCUGCGUUUACACACACACACACACACACACACACACACACACAUAUAUAUAUAUAUAGAAGAGUCAAAAAGUCUGAGAGCAGCCUGAAAGCACGAAAUAAACAGAAUUCCAAACAUGAGGAAAUGUAGAAAGUCUUACAGAUUCAGUGUUCUACAUUUUUGCUCUGUUUCAAGGUCACUACUUAAACUUGAGAACAUUCGCGAUAUUGACCAUAUAAUCUCCGUCGCACAGAAAGGUCAGAUUUACUUCCAGCCUCGUCCUUCGAGGAUGCCUUCGAUCCGUCCGGUGCGUUACGGCGAACCGAACUGAAGAAAUCCAUGCAAAUAUAUCUACAGGUUCUGAUUUCAUAAUUGUGGUAUUAGUGCUCUACUCUCAGACUUUUGGACUACGCUGUAUAUUUAAAGAAACAACUAAACAUUUGUUUUGAUGAAGAUGAAGAUGAAGGUUGUGUAAAAUGCUGCCACUGUGUACAAAGAAAGAAUUUGUCACAUUUGUAUUAUCUUAGUUGUACUUGAAAUCCAGGAGAAAAGGUACUGGGCACUGUAACUCUUCAAUAAUGAUAAUGAUAAUGUGUUGUAGUAAAUAUAAAAUAUAAAAAAACGCA